GUGGAAAUGGUGUACUCCUUGUUGAGCAUGCUGGGAACUCAUGAUAAAGACGAUAUGUCGAGGACACUGUUUGCCAUGUCACAGUCUCAGGACAGCUGUAUCGCCAUGCGGCAGUCAGGUUGCCUCCCCUUGUUGCUGCAGCUACUACAUGGCAGUGAGAAGGACUCUGGACUUCUAGGAAAGACCCGCGGCAGUAAAGGGGCCCGGGUGCGGGCAGCAGCAGCCCUGCGGAACAUUGUCAAGUGUAACCAUGACGAUAAGAGAGGGAGGAGAGAGGCAAGGACGCUAAGACUGCUGGAGCAGCUGCGGGCAUAUUGUGAUCAGCAGAGAGGGGAGAGCGAGGAUGAGGACGAGGAGACAGUUAUUAACAGUGAGUGGUUGUGUGUGUGUGUUUGUAUCAUAGUCAUUGGGGGAAAGGGGGGGGGGGACUACACGCAGACAGACCACCAGCCAGUUGCGGCUAUCUCAACCAUCAUGAGGCUGUCAUUUGACGAGGACUACAGGCAUGCCAUUUGUACACUGGGAGGGCUUCAGGCAAUCGCUGAUCUUUUGGAGGGUGGCAUGGGGCGUGAAGGAGCAGCUGCCUCCUUUCUCGCGUGUGUGUGGUGUGUGCCAUCUUGCAUGGCCCUGACAAACCUCACCUUUGGUGAUGGCAAGAACAAGGCAUUGCUGUGUUCCAUGUAUAGCGCCAUGGAGGCCCUCACCUAUCAGGUAGCGUCCAGCUGCGAGGAUCUGAUACAGCCGUCUGCAAGUGUCCUGAGGAACCUCAGCUGGCGGGCCGAUUUGGCCAGCAAGAGAGCUUUAAGAGAGAUCGGAGCAGUGUCGACUUUGAUGAAGGCGGCCAUGAGAGUCAAGAAGGAGACAACUCUGAAAAGCAUCCUGUCAGCAUUAUGGAAUCUUUCUUCCCACUGCUCAGAAAAUAAGGCAGAAAUCUGCGCAGUUGAAGGUUCCCUUCAGUUUUUGGUUAACCUUCUGACAUACAAAAGCAUCAGUAAGACACUCAGCAUUGUGGAGAACGGCGGCGGCAUUCUGCGGAAUGUCUCUAGCCACGUUGCUGUCAGGGAAGAAUAUAGACAGAUUCUGAGAAAUCAUGAUUGUCUUAAGAUCCUUCUGCACCAUCUGAAGUCCCCAAGUUUGACAGUUGUUGGUAAUGCUUGUGGGACGCUGUGGAACCUGUCAGCUAGGUGUGAAGAGGAUCAGAAUGCCUUACGAGAAAUGGGAGCUGUUAGCAUGCUAAGAAAUUUAGUUCACUCUCGGCACAAGAUGAUUUCCAGUGGUAGUUCAGCUGCUCUUCGGAAUCUGCUGUUGUCAAUCCCUGCUGGAAAGUCCCUGGGUAAUGAGAAAGCUGUAGGAUCAUCUCAUCUAAGUUUGCAUGUCCGGAAGCAGCUGGCCAUGGAGACGGAGUUAGAUUCUAACCUUUCGGAGACAUGUGAUAACAUUGAAAGUCCUAGAAGUUCUCCUACAGGCAUUGUCCAUCGGUCAGAGAGUGAGCCUAGGAGGUUUGUUUAUCACCUUAAUGGGGGUGGAGAUGGAAGUGGUGGAGGAGAUAAUGCUCUGAGGAAGGAGGAAGAUAGCAGGAAGCUGACACGUCGGCAGAUGAUGUCAAGGAGUGGGAAUGAGAGUGUGAGUAAUCCAGUGGUAACUUCUUGUAGUCAGGUUGUGAGGACAGGCAGUCAAGACAGUGUGGGCAGCACUCAUUCUGACAUCUCUCAUGACCGAAACAGAGCCCAUACCAUGCUAGCAAAAUCUUCUCUACUUCUCAAUAAACGCCAGGGCAGCAGUCUGGAAAGAAAGGAACAGCCACCCCCAGUACAUAAUGGCACUCCUCGGCCUAAUAUCCCCAACCCCCAAAGCAUAAUAACAGACCAUAAAACACAUAUGAAUUUUAGUUCGCUUGGUAACAGCAGUGGCUACACUUCAACUGGAAGCUGUGGCACAACAGUGGUUAACAACGUCCCUGCCCACGUGCGGCAGAUUCAUCCCCUGGGCAUCCACCAGCCGCAGUACCAGACUAUGCCCAACAGUCGCAUUGUCAAGUACAUGCAUGAAGUAGCCAUGUACGCGGGUGUUGAGCCGAACAGAAGCUUUGAUAGCCACCCAUCACUUGUCCAAUCAGCUCCGAGCCAUUCUCAGCCAUUUCAUCUUUCAGGUUUUUCCAGCAACCAACUCCAGCAACAGCAUUUAGCCAUGUCUUCAUCAUCAUCUGGCCUUAGCAACCUGAAUGGCAGCCUUUCUAUGGCUAAUUCUGCAGGCUGCAGCUCUGACUUUGAUAACCAUCACUCAGUCAACAGCAGCACUGUGGAAGAGGAUACAGAUCAGCCUGUAAACUACAGCCUAAAGUACCAGGAUGUCUGUAGUGGCGAUAGAGCUAAGAAGACCUCCUCUAGUGACCCUAUGCUCAUGCCUUAUAGCUACCUAGCUUCCAGUGUUGGUGGUUUGAACUUCAGAUCCGGGAUGGCACCAGAAAACUUGAGGCCUCAGACGGUGAAAGAUUGUAAUUAUUUGUUGAAUAAUUCAGUUUAUGAUAAACUAACGAGCAAUGUUUCUGGGGGAAGCGGCUUGCUUGGAUCAUCGAAUACAACUUCUCAUCGUCCAGUUCCGAACCUGGUUCAUAAUCGCUUUCACACCCCACAUGGCUAUCAGUCUGCUGUAGUGCCACAUCAUCACCACCAUCCUCCUCGGUUCAUGGCACCACAGACACCAUACAACAACACCUCAUUUCACCCUCGAGGCUCUGGGUAUUCUUCCAAGGGCAAGAUGUUUAACAGUGGUGCUAAUCAGGUCAGUACUGUGCAGGCAGCCCACCAAAGUCCUACUCACCCUCGCCCAGUUAAACAGUUUAACAGUGCUUACGCCGAAACUGACCUUGAUAUAGUUGUUGACCAACCAACGAAUUUCAGUCUUCGCUACAAUGAGGUCUUGGAAGACAACUGCAGUGAAGACUACCAAGAGCAACCGAUAAAUUACUCCGUACAUUUCCGUGAUGAUGGAGAGAGGGAAGGCCAGGAUAUGGGGGUUUAUCGAGACAAAAGACAUUGUGUUGAGUGCAAGUAUGUCGAGGCCAGGCGGACAAAUGACAUUAGUUCCAAUGAUGAUCAGGUUCGUACUUUUUGCACUGAAGGCACCCCAUAUCUUUCAACAGCUACUUCUCUCACAGACUUGACCCAGGCAGGGAAGAGCGAAAGAGAAGAGGAAGCAGUUUAUUCAAAGCAGAUGAAAUUGACGACUGAAAUGGACCGAACUGGAUCUAGGACAGACAUGAUGGCCGCUGCUAGCAGUUCCGGAAGUCACACAACGGACAGACAGACUGGCUCUACUGUCAUCGGUUCAGUUAGAGGACAAAAUCAAAUUGCAGUGACCUCCAAUGGAAAUUCCCAACUGACAGAUGACCACAUGGUCCAGCAAAACUUCCAUGCUGAUUCCAAUGAAGGUGCCUUAGACCAGACAAAAACAUACUGCGAGGAAGGUACACCCGUCUGCUUCUCUCGAGUAUCCUCCCUCAGCAGCCUGCACUGUACGGAGCCUAGAGAGGGAAGCGGGAACACAAAACACAGCAACAUCACUGACAAGGUUGAAUUGACCUGUAUUGAUGAAACUGAUGCCCCUGAGGCCCUGAUGAGGUCGGUCAUGGAAAAUAAGAGAGCUGCCUGUGCAAUGUCCAAGUCUGCCUCAAAUCUGCGACGCACAAACCCUGAGCAGGUUUUAAAGGGAGACCGUGAGUGCAAGACUGUCACCUUUGAUGAGAACCAACAGGUGGAAGAAACACCCCUGAUGUUCAGCAGAUGCAGCUCACCAGAAUCCCUCAGCAGCUUCGAUACACAAUCAGUUCACAGCUCUGUCGUGAGUGAGUACAGCAGGAGGGCCAGUGAGGUUGUUUCUCCUAGUGAGAUUCCCGACUCCCCCUCAGAGUCCAUGCCACCAAGCCCCAGGCAGACCCAUUCCCCGACCAGGCGCUUCAAAGAUUUUCCAACGACUCCUAAAUCCACAAAUGUUGUUGCCAAACAGUCCUUGAAUUUCGAGAAGACCCCAAUUACCGUCAAGACAGAAACAUUUGGAAAUUUCCCAGCUUAUGAUGAAGAGGACAAGCCUGUUAAUUUUGCAAUGAGAAAUGCAGAAAUACCUGUGGAGAAUGCAUUUUCCGAAUUUGAUGAUGAUCGACCUAUCGACUUUUCAUCGGUAGAAAGGGAGCAUGAAGAGUCUCAUGCAUUUGACAUGUUUCAGAAGAACAGCCUGCCAGCAAAUAUAAACCAGAGCGCACACCUGAUAAACAGAAUCAUGACACCACGCACCAAGAUCACCAGCAAAUUUGAAGAACAAAAUAUGGAAACUGAAUCUUCAUCGGGGAAAUCUGAAGUGCCUGUAGUUUAUGCCGAUGAAGGGACGCCGCCAAAUUUCUCAGAAACCACGAGUUUAAGUGGAAUCACAGUGGCUUCAUCAUCCACUAGAGGAGGCACGUCGAAAUAUGCAAAUAUUCAGCACCAGCCACAGGAGCCAGAUCUUCCGAAGGUAGAGGAGAAAGAGGCUGGUUCAGAACUUGUUAAUAGACAUGAAGCACCUGCAGUUUUCUCGGUGGGUAAAGAAAAUAAUGCUGCGAAAAGUAUGGGUCGGCAUGAAGACAGGGACUCUUCAAUGUCUGAUGUUUCUGAAGGAGAGGAGGACAUUCUUGCUCAGUGUAUCAGUUCAGGAAUGCCCACUCCAGUAUCUUCCGCUCGUAAAAUCAGACGUAGCUCAUCAGACAACACCACAAAGAAAAAGUCAGGAAUUCCAUUGAAAACAAGCCCAGAUGCACCUGUUAAGAAUCCAACAAAGAUGCCUUCAAUCUUGAAGUCUACACCCAAGAAGCCUACACCUUCAGGUAAAUCACUACCAAACCAGGCUAAAAAUGAUAACAGUUCUGUAGACAAUGAAGACCUUCUCCUGUCACAGAUGAUAGAGUCAGGAAUGCCCAAAGGCAGAGCUGGAAGGAAGUUGCCUGCUGAGCAUAAUGCAACUGUUAGUGAUAAAGGGAAACAGAAUGGCCGAGGUGCCAGCACCACAGUGACUGUUCCUAGAUCCUCUAAUAUUACCAUCGUGGCCCCCUUCCAUGACUUCGUUCCAACAGACUCUGUGAGGACUUAUGAUGUUGAAGGCACGCCAAGGAAUUUCUCCACAGCCACAUCUCUCAGCGAUCUGACUGUUGACUCUGAAGGUUCUAAAUGUGGUUUAGCUGGGCUUAUCACUCCUCCUAAAUCUGGCAAAGGCUAUGACAGUAACGUCAGAACCAAGCAGAGUUCCAGCAAACUACGCAUGCCAGCCAACAAGUCUUCGCCAAAGGGGCGGUCCGGCAAUAAGCAGUCAGCUCCUCAACAGAUGCCUCAGGACAACAAAAGAAUUUUUGGAGACUCUUCUACCAAUGAAGGACCAGAAUAUGUGACCUUCUCACCACCUUCUAAUGACACCUUGCAUACAUACAACCUGGAAGGAACCCCCACCAUAUUUUCCAGGAAUGAUUCUCUCAGUUCCCUUGGAGGAAAGGACAGCAGGGGCACUGGUAGUGGUAUCAGUGCCAGUCCACAUAAAGAUCAUAGAUUUGCUGAUGAAAGUGAUAACAGCUCCUGCUCACUUCCCAAGGAGAGGCAUGUCGUUGGGCAGUCAAGUGAAGACAGCAGUGUGGCUGGGGACAGAGCUGAAAGACCAAUCAAGUUCGGGGUUGAGGAUACCCCUGUGUGCUUCUCCAGAAACUCCUCUCUUAGCUCCCUGAACAGCAUUGACAAAAUAGAACCAGCAGAUACAAAACCCUUCAGCAGAGGUGUUUGUAAAGAUUCAGCAGAAGCUACAGCUAAUUGUGUUAACCCAGACAGAAAGCACCAUCAUGAGUCUUCUGGUUCCCUCAGUGAUGAAAUGGCAGAUUGUGAUCCUACCCCAUCAGAGCAAGCACUGCUGGAACAGUGUAUUAACUCAGCUAUGCCCAAGUCAAGAGUACCCAAAGGUGACGACAAGACUCGCAGGUACUCAAAAACUAAAAUCCUUAACCAGCAGGCAGCAGUUGUUGGAAAGUCUAACAUGGGUUCAGAGGUUGGGUUUAGCAAUACCAAUGGCUAUCACAGCAGCAGUGAGGUGGAUUCUGGUUUGCAAAGAUCUUUAUCUCAUCGCCAGAGUGGCCAGGACAAUUUAAUGACUCGUAGCUGCUCAGACACUACAGCCCUUGACCUUCACUUUCAAACGCCAUGUUCUUCGGCAAGGAAAUCAAGGUACAGCGAUUGGCAGAAGCAGCGGCACCGUUCGGAGGAGUCAGCAGAACAGAAUGUUAGUGAAGUGUGUUAUGAUGUGAGUGACUCAGUCAGUGAAGCUAUGCUACUUGAGGAGACUGAUGGACUUGUGCCUGGAAGUGGGAAGUUGAUGACGUUGAAAGCUCAGGCAAGCCAGAUGGGUGGCAGCACAGUUGAUGAAGAUCUGUUUAUUGAAAACGAGACUGCUUCAUUAGUUUCUAACGACAAUUUUUCUGACACAAACUCCGAGUUUUCCGUACCCUGGUCUGUAUCUUCCGACAAGAGUUCAGAACUUUCAGUAGGAGCAACUGGAGGUCAAAGAGAGACUUCACUUUCUAAUAAAGUAGGAUCUGCAAGAAUUGUGAAACCUACAACUGCCCAGCAAUCUGCUAAAGUUCCUGUAACAAAUGAAGAAGAAGCAAAAGUUAUAAGGGGGCACAGAAAACCUCUAUAUCAUCACAAAGCCAAUAAUGCAGGAGGUAUUAUCAAGGGGGGUCAACAGAUAUCCUUAUUGCCAGGAAAUAAGGGAUCAACACCAGUUGGAGUUGGCAAGAAUAAAACAGGUCUGCCAGCACAGGGUCUGAAGAAAACACCACCAAAACCCCAAAAUGGUGGCCGGGCCUCACCCAAAACUGCUUCUCAGGAUGGCAGCUCAAAAACCUCGCAGAAAGAUCCAGAAGUGAGGUCAAGAUCUGCUGGAACAUCCACACUGUCUGGAAAGGCAUCCUCAGGUGGUGAUGACAUUGAAUCUAAGGGUGCAGAACAGCGGAACCAGCCAGGCGUCACCAACAGGUGUGUCGGCAAGGUAGCAAGCAAGGCAGGAAAUAAAUCCAUUGCUGCAACAGGGGCUUGUAUGUCUUCUUCUCACUCAGGACCAUCUGUUGGGUCCAGCACAUCCCCAGGUCUGCCAAAUCUUGUAGGCACCACCAAAUCUCCAGCUCACUCCAGACUUCCUACUGCUAGCCCAGCCAGCAAGGGAAACUCUAGCGUCAACAGAUGCAACAGACAGGAAAGCAACACCAGCCGAUCCUCCAGCGGUGGUACUGUAAAUAGCACAUCCAGUGAGAAAAAGCCAGGGCAGAGUAUCUCAAAAGUUGCAGAUGAAGCAGUUGCAGCUUCCAGCAGAGGAUCCAGCAUUCCUACUAGGAGAUGCAAUGGUUCUUCAUCUUCAUUGAGUAGCAUAGACAACAGCAAAAACACCCAGCAAGGCAAUGCUGACUCUAACAAGCAUGUCUCACCUGCAUCUUCUGGCAAAAAACAGACCAGAAAGAUAGCAACUCUGAGAAGAGGGGAUGACAGUUUUGACAGGUCACCCUCUAGGGACAGCCCCUUGUCAUCUACUUCCUCCUCAUCUUCCAGACUUCCCAUCUCCUUGACAAAAGUUUCCCCGGCUAGUCCCAAACCUAGCAGUCUUCCACCAUCUGGCUUCAAGACUAAAGCGGCCACUCUUCCCAACACCAGUUCGGUCUCAUCCAGAUCAGUGGGUGAUAGAAUCUGCAAGAGCUCUACGUAUGAGAAAAUUGCCUCAGAUAUGGUCACUCAGGACGUUCCUUGCAGUAUGCAACCAACAAAUUCUAUACCAAAAAUUAUGCAGCUAAGUGCACAUCUGAAGCAGACUUGUGGCAGUGUAGAGUCCCCUGAGUCGGGCGUCAGACGAGGAGAAGUAUUUGAACUCUGCGAUGAUGAUGAUGAUGAUGAAGAAGAUAACUGUGACACUAAUAUUAGUGAAAGUAUGACUCACUCAGACUCAAUAACUGUGUCAAAUUCAUCACAAAAUCCGAAUGAAAAUUCACAGCACAACGUGUUUGAAGAUUUCUCUUCCACUUCUCAAGAUAAUUCACAGAUGGAUACUAGCAGUUACACGGAUACCAACACUUCCAGAAAAAAUAAGCCAAAACUACAGGCUUUUGAUCUGCAUUUGCCGGAUGCAGAUGAGACUUGUUGUUCCAUGUACUCCUUCAAUGAUUCCGUUGGAUCGCCGCAGAACGAAAACAGUUUAGUGGAGAACCACAAAGAUGUAAUUAGUGAUAAUACUUUAAGUGAGGUCAGUAUAUCUGAGAUUCUGCAAAAUGGUACUGACUGUUUAAAAAUUGAAGGAAAAAAUAAGCAUGGUGAGGAGAAAACUGGAGGAAAGGCAAAGUCGAUUGUUGCACAAGGGUUGAAAAGGUUGUUUUCUGGCAGGCACAAAGAGAAGGAGAAAGACCCAAAAUCCAAAAGUACAGAGAAAAAUAGCAUUAAGUCUAAAAGCCACGAAAAGGAAUCAAAAUCAAAACAUUCAAAAUCGGAAAUUAAAGACAAGAAAAAUGGAAAAGAUAAGAAGGACAAUGAAAUUUUGCAGUCUAACAUGAGAAUCGAACCUCAGCUUGCCGUACCUAAUGAUGAAAGGCUUCUUUUCAGCCAGGGUACAAGUACUACUCCGUCCGUAAAACAUAUGCCUCCCAAAAUUGAAAAUGCGUUGGCUGGGACAGUUUUAAAGGUGAAUGGUGGUAGCAAUCAUGUGGCGUUUGGUGUUGGGCCAGAUGAAUGUGGCGAGAUCUCAACAGAGGGCUGCAUAACACAGGCCUCCGAGAAACAUAUGACGAAGACAGAGAUGCUGCUAGCCAGGCGGCGCAAAACCACACCGUCUAGCACUCAUUCUGAAGACAGUCGGGGAGAAGGUGACACAUCUGCUUGUAUGGUGACAACAGUUUAG
Candidula unifasciata is the source of this 8940-nucleotide messenger RNA. Lineage: Eukaryota; Metazoa; Mollusca; Gastropoda; Stylommatophora; Geomitridae. The record is from the annotation of a GenBank genome assembly.